AUUUUCAAGGUCACUUAGGAGUUGCCCUCAAGGUCGUCCGUAAGUUACAGUCUCAUCACUUAUUGAAAUCAACACUUGUCGGUAUGAGACAGACAUUCUUUUGGGAAUAUAACUGUUAUAUUUGGUUUUUCGGCAUUGAACGUCUUUUACUUUUCAGUCAUGAGUAGUAUCUAUGUUACCGAACCAGCAACUCAUGGUAAAGUUAUUCUAAAGACCACAGUUGGGGAAAUAGAAAUUGAGUUAUGGUCCAAAGAAACCCCUAAAGCAUGCAGAAAUUUUGUCCAGCUGUGUAUGGAGGGCUACUAUAAUGACACAUCAUUUCAUCGGCUUGUUCGUGGUUUCAUCGUUCAAGGUGGAGAUCCGACAGGUACUGGAGAAGGUGGCGAAAGUAUAUACGGACAACCCUUUAAGACGGAAAUUCAUUCAAGACUAUCCUUCAAUCGUCGUGGUCUUGUUGGGAUGGCAUGCCUUGAAGAAAACAUGAACGGGAGUCAGUUUUUCUUCACUCUAGGGCCGGCUACAGAACUUACAGGAAAACACACAUUAUUUGGUCGUGUGGCUGGUGAAACUCUAUUCAAUAUGCUGCGGCUCGGUGAAGGAGAUGUAAGCCGAAAUGAACGACCGUUGAGGCUUCAUCGGAUUGUUAGCACAUGUGUUAUACUCAACCCAUAUGACGAUAUUGAACCGAGGCAUCGGCCAAAGCAGAUAGUUAAAUCAGGUGUCGAAGAGGAAGUUAAGGUCACGGCGAAAGCUACAAAAAAUUUUUCUCUUCUGUCUUUCGGAGAAGAAGCAGAGGAAGAGGAAGAAGUUGUAAACACAGUAGUUGAGAAAUUUCGACAAAAGAGUAAAAGUGCUCAUGAUCUCCUUUCUGAUCCUCGUCUUAGCUCAAUCCCGGUGAAGAUAAGCGAUGAAGAUGCUGAGGCAGUUAAUCGUGCAAAAUCAGAAUUAGAAAAAGAAAUUCAAGAACGACAACGGCGACGUGAUGCAGCACACCUUCAAGAAGAUGAAGCUAAAGCCAAACGAAUUGAAAUGUUGCGACAAGAAGCUGAGGAAUUACGUCGUCAAAUCGCAUUGUCAAAGCGCGCUGAAAAAAACAAACAGUCGAGAGAGAAGGAAGAACUGGAACGUAAGGUCCGUGAAGCUCAAGAGCAAAAAGAACUAGAAGAAGCUGCCUUAGCCCGCUGGGAGGCUAAACAAAAAGGUGAACUUGAUGGUGAUUCAAAGACUACUCAACCUUUGGUAGAUGAUUUAGACACUUUUUCAGCUGAUUUUGCUAGUUACAAAGCAAAAUCAAAAAAAGCUAUAAAGGGUUCUGAACGUGAAGCUGUAACUUUAUCAUUAUUGGAGCGAUUUGGUAAUCGUCUUCGUAGUGUUAUUGGUUCACAAGAAUCAAACGAAGAACUUUGCGAAUUUUCACCUAUGGAUGGUUGGAUGAAAAAUCGUUUAGUAUCAGAAGUUCCAACACCAGCUAGAAAAGUUCUUGAUCCUACUAUGCCACAUCCUGAUCGUUAUGAUUUGUAUGAUCCUAGAAAUCCGCUUAAUGUUCGUAAGAGAGGUGGGGAUGUGGAAAGUAUGAUAGAGAAAAAACCUCGACGUGUUUAAGAUGUUUCUGACAAUUUUGUAUUCAUUUUUCUGUACAUAAGUUGUUGUGAAUGUAUUUUAUACAGUGGAAUACAGCACGUUUCUUCUAAUGAAUUAUAAGUUUUUGUAAUUCUUGGUUCACUUUCUUUACAAAACAAUUAAUUUUGUAAAUAACUGGUUUUAUUAGCACACGUUGUUCAACCCAAAA
Molecule: messenger RNA, 1789 nt
Organism: Schistosoma spindalis
Lineage: Eukaryota; Metazoa; Platyhelminthes; Trematoda; Strigeidida; Schistosomatidae
Source: the annotation of a GenBank genome assembly